Messenger RNA from Daldinia decipiens, 1356 nucleotides. RefSeq lists its product as uncharacterized. The transcript has 8 exons. Lineage: Eukaryota; Fungi; Ascomycota; Sordariomycetes; Xylariales; Hypoxylaceae. The record is from RefSeq and is a predicted model, not a curated record. The coding region runs from base 1 to 1356 and encodes 451 amino acids.
AUGGCCGAUUCCAAGACACAUUCGGUCGUCUGUGCCGGAGCGUUGUUGAUUGCGAUCACGGCGGUAUCUAUGGCCUCGAGGAUUACGGCUCGAUGGCUUCAUAAGACUAUGGGAGUGGAUGAUGUUCUAAUUUUUCUGAGUUGGAUAUUAUCAAUAGGGAUAUGUUCUUCCGUAAUGCUUGCUACGCGACACGGACUCGGGGACCAUCGUGAUGAAGUCGACGAUGCCGACUAUAAAAAAUACCUAGAGCUUCAAAUCGCUAGCUCGAUUACGUUUAGCUGGGGUGUUGCAACAGCGAAGGCCAGCUUUGCGGUGCUAUACCUCAGAAUAUUCCCCGAGGGCGGGUUCAGGAUUGUUAAUAAAUUUUUAAUCGUGUUUCUCUCCAUGCAGGCCAUUGAGGAAACCUGUGUUGUCCUAUUCAAAUGCAGCCCUAUUCGAAAAUCGUGGGACUUCACGCUGGAGGGCUCGUGCCUCGAUCUCCAUCCGCUUUGGUAUUCUUCUUUCGUCUUCAACCUAAUCACCGAUCUCGCCCUAUUUCUUGAACCUAUACCCUCGACGUGGAGGCUCCAACUACCUCUUACCAAAAGACUGGGACUGAUCUUCAUGCUUUCGCUGGGCUUGCUGGUAACGUCUAUAUCCGUAAUUCGCAUUGUCUACGUUACAUCCAUAGGCCAUGAUGAUACAUGUAAGUACUCCAAUGGCUAUGGAAGAUGGACGGCUAGUAACAGUAUAAUAGACCAACUUGCAGAGCCCCUUAUAUGGUCAAUGGUGGAGAUAUGCUCGCUCAUAAUAUGCUCCUGCAUCCCGUCGCUCAGACAGGUUGCAGCAUUUAUCCCUGGACUCAGCAGCGCCCUCGGACUCCCAUCCGGCGGAGGCUCGUAUAGCCACUCCGGACUUGGGAACCUCUCGAUACCACUCAAGAGUUGGAGCCACAAAGAGUACAUACAAUCACACAAGCCGAAGAUGAGAUGUCAGCAUAGGUCGAACGUGUUCGGGACGACAAGCCGGGUGACGGCCAUGGAGAUAGACGCGAUCAGCGAGAACGACAGCCAGUACGAGAUAUUCCCGCAUAAGAGCGAUCAGACGGGUGCUAUUACGGUCACGACGGAAGUUCAACACCGUGUAGAGGAUGGGGAAGAGAAUACAAAAGAAUUUAAUGAGGCACUGAUGCCGCACCGCGAUGAGCUAAGGAAUAUAACGGAAAGACCAGAUCUCAGCAACUCUUCACGGAAGAGCGGCAGUGAUGCUGAACUUCUGAAGGCGCAUCUCGGCCAAUUAGCCAUCACUUUCCACGUAAUCCAACGAAUCCAAUCCUUCUAUACCACAAACGACGACAGCAACAGCGAACGCAACUGA